GGGCUUUCCCCUGCUUCUUUCUGCUCUUCUGCUUGCUUUUAAUUCAUCCCAUCUCUUUCUUUCUGCGACUGUCAUCUUUUGUAGUCUGUUUAUUCUUAUCCCGGUCAAUUGAAUCUCUGUCGUCGCCAUAAUGUCUGCUGGUUCAGUUCUUGUUACGGGUGGCACUGGCUACAUUGGCUCCUUCACCACCCUCGCUUUGCUCGAGGCUGGCUACAAGGUCGUCGUUACCGACAACCUGUACAACUCCUCUGUGGAAGCUCUGAAUCGGAUCGAGUUGAUCUGCGGCAAGAAGGCCGAGUUCGUUCAGCUGGAUGUAACCGAUGAGGCUGGCUUCGACAAGGUCUUCGAGGCCCACCCCGACAUUGACAGUGUCAUUCACUUUGCUGCUCUGAAGGCCGUUGGCGAGUCCGGCGAAAGACCAUUGGACUACUACAUGGUCAACGUCUACGGCACUAUCUGCCUGCUUCGCUCCAUGGUCCGUCACAAUGUUACCAACAUUGUCUUCUCCAGCUCUGCCACCGUCUACGGUGAUGCCACCCGCUUCCCCAACAUGAUCCCCAUUCCCGAGGAGUGCCCUCUGGGCCCCACCAACCCCUACGGAAACACCAAGUUCGCCGUUGAGACCGCCAUCACCGAUGUGAUCAACGCUCAGCGCAACAAUGCCACCAAGGCCGGCAAGGCGGAUGAGGCCGAGAAGUGGAACGCUGCCCUCCUUCGCUACUUCAACCCCGCUGGUGCUCACCCCAGUGGCAUCAUGGGUGAGGACCCUCAGGGUGUCCCCUACAACCUGCUCCCUCUUCUUGCUCAGGUUGCUACCGGCAAGCGUGAGAAGCUGCUCGUUUUUGGUGACGACUAUGCCUCUCACGACGGAACCGCUAUCCGUGACUACAUCCACAUUCUCGAUCUCGCCGAUGGCCACCUCAAGGCCCUCAACUACCUGCGUGCCAACAACCCCGGCGUCCGCGCCUGGAACUUGGGUACCGGCAAGGGCAGCACCGUCUACGAGAUGAUCCGCGCCUUCUCCGCUGCUGUUGGCCGCGAUCUUCCUUAUGAGGUUGCCCCCCGCCGCGCUGGUGACGUUCUCAACCUCACCUCCAACCCUACUCGCGCCAACAAGGAGCUUGGCUGGAAGGCCCAGCGUACCCUCGAGCAGGCCUGCGAGGACCUCUGGCGCUGGACUAAGAACAACCCCCAGGGCUACCGUCAACAGCCCCCGCCGAGCUGCUGGAACAGCUUAAGAAGUAAAUAAUCAUUGCGAAUGAAAAUAAGGGUCUAAAAGGUUCUCUGCGAGCGAGAAAGACUGGAAAAGUGCACGAGCGCAUUGGCUUAGACUUAUGAGGUAUUGUAGACUGAAAGAUACGAAUUUCCUUUUCUUGGUGACAUCUAUAUUAUAUCCCUUCGAUUUAGGUACAUAUUGCAGAAAUAAUUGGAUGUGUUGCCUUAAUC
Messenger RNA from Aspergillus novofumigatus IBT 16806, 1446 nucleotides. RefSeq names its product NAD-dependent epimerase/dehydratase family protein. The coding region runs from base 131 to 1249 and encodes 372 amino acids. Gene Ontology annotation, cellular component: cytosol. Gene Ontology annotation, biological process: beta-D-galactose catabolic process via UDP-galactose, Leloir pathway. Gene Ontology annotation, molecular function: UDP-glucose 4-epimerase activity. The record is from RefSeq and is a predicted model, not a curated record. The transcript is spliced from 4 exons. NCBI's taxonomy places the organism in Eukaryota, Fungi, Ascomycota, Eurotiomycetes, Eurotiales, Aspergillaceae.